GUUCAAAAUGAAUGAAUCGUUCAUGAACGACACAUCACUAUUCGACACAACAACUGUUCAACCGUUCGAGUCUGGUAGUAGAGACGCGGUGAUUACUCUGUAGUGGGAUGGCCUGAACAUGUAAAUAGAUACGAGGCGUAAUAUGCCAGUUCUGUUGUUGUUAAUUCCGUUUUAUGAUUCUUAGAAGAAAGAAAUAAUCGGAUCACAGCUUCCCAAAAGCUGCAGGCCAAGUUGGGGAAGUGACAGAUUUCAGUCAAAAGCCAACAACAGUCACCCAUACUCCUUCAUCCAGGACCAUGGAUGAGGAGGGACAGCAGAGUCUGGAGUGUGUCCAGGCCAAUCAAAUCUUCCCAAGAAAGCCCCCUGUCCUGGAUGAGGAGGAUCUACGGGUGCCUUUCCCAGAGCUGCAUGGAGAGUUUACAAAGUAUGUGGGGAGGGCAGAGGAUGCAGUCAUUGCCAUGUCCAGCUACCGCCUACAUGUCAAUUUCAAAGAGUCUAUAGUCAAUGUUCCUCUGCGGCUGAUAGAAAAUGUGGAAUGUCGGGACAUGUUACAACUCCAUAUCACAUGCAAGGACUGCAAGGUCAUAAGGUGUCAGUUCUCUACAUUUGAGCAGUGUCAGGAGUGGCUGAAGAGGCUUUCCUUAGUGACACGGCCACCCUCUCACCUGGAGGAGCUUUUCUCUUUUGCUUUUCAUGCCUGGUGCAUGGACUCCUAUUGCGGUGAGAAGGAGCAGCACACUGAGCUCUGCAGGCCAGGAGAACAUGUUAUCUCGCGGUUUCACAGUGAGGUUGAACGAAUGGGCUUUGACACUCAUAAUGCGUGGAGGGUAUCAGAGAUCAACAAUAAAUACAAGCUGUGUUCCAGUUACCCACAACUACUUGUUGUGCCAUCCUGGAUCACCGAUAAGGAGCUGGAGAACGUGGCAGCCUUCCGCUCCUGGAAAAGGUUUCCGUCUGUGGUCUACAGGCACCAGAGCACAGGCGCAGUGAUAGCGCGCUGUGGCCAGCCAGAGGUGAGCUGGUGGGGCUGGAGGAAUGCAGAUGACGAGCACUUGGUGCAAUCUAUUGCUAGAGCAUGUACCAUGGACAGCAGCUUAUCCAAAACAUUCAUUAAUCGCUCAUUCUCUCGUGACUACCUAAAUGGGACCGAUCUCUCAGAUGUUGGCUUUGACUCCUCCAUGACAAACAGUUCGGAGGUGGAAUCCUUGGCUAGCCAACCUCAUAAGCUCCUGAUUUUGGAUGCCAGGUCUUAUGCUGCUGCAGUGGCCAACAGGGCCAAAGGAGGAGGCUGUGAGUGUCCAGAAUACUACCCUAACUGUGAAGUGCUCUUCAUGGGCAUAGCUAACAUCCAUUCCAUUCGCAAGAGUUUCCAGUCUCUGCGAUUCCUCUGUGCUCAGAUGCCUGACCCUGCCAACUGGUUGUCUGCUCUAGAGAACACUAAGUGGCUGCAGAACUUGUCUCUACUGCUGAAGGCUGCAUUGUUAGUGGUGAACGCUGUGGAUCGUGACCACAGGCCUGUGCUAGUGCACUGCUCAGAUGGCUGGGAUCGCACUCCACAGAUAGUGGCACUGUCCAAACUCCUGUUGGACCCUUACUAUCGCACAAUAGAGGGUUUUCAAGUUCUGGUAGAGAUGGAAUGGCUGGACUUUGGUCACAAGUUUGCUGACCGCUGCGGACAUGGAGAGAAUGCAGAGGACCUGAACGAGCGAUGUCCAGUGUUCCUUCAGUGGCUGGACUGUGUGCACCAGCUCCAGAGACAGUUCCCCUGCUCAUUUGAGUUCAAUGAGGCCUUUUUGGUGAAACUGGUGCAGCACACGUACUCGUGUUUGUUUGGCACAUUCUUGUGUAACAAUGGGAAGGAAAGAGAAGACCAACACAUCCAAGAGAGGACCUGCUCUGUGUGGUCUCUGCUGCGCCCAGCGAACCGCUCCUUCAGAAACAUGCUCUACUCAUCACUCUCAGAGACUGUUUUGCACCCUGUGUGCCAUGUGCGUAACCUGAUGUUGUGGAUUGCAGUGUACCUGCCCAGCUCAUCUCCCACAACACCCUAUGAUGAAUCCUGUGUCUCCUUCUCUCUGUCUGGUAUGAGCCCUGAAGUCCAGCCUUUAGUCAGGUGUCCCAAAACCCGAUCUUUUGAUAACUUGCCCAGUGCAUGUGUAGUUGGAAAUUCCCUGCCCUCUAACAGACGUUCCAGUGACCCCAGCCUGAAUGAGAAGUGGCAAGAGCAUCACAGACCACUGGAACUCAACAUAGUGGCAGGACCUGAUGGCACCAUACUGCAGGACAAAGAGGGGUGGCCAAAUGGCCAGUUGAUGGCUGGACUUAACAUAGCUACACUGGAUAGGGAGACAGAGGACUGGGAGUGUUCUCAAGAUAUCAACUGUGUAAGGUUGCCUUUGGGUGAGGGAGUGGAGACUGAGCUUUCAGUGGACAUUGCAAUGGGACAGAUAGAAAAUAUUUUGCAAGAGGCUCCUGCGGUCAGCCAAAAAGAUUCUAAAGCAGAGUAUACUAACAAUCCUGAUAUUUCCAGUGGUACUGAAAAUAAAAAUGGCACUAAUACUUAUUUGACUGUGGAUGAGAAAAAUGCUAUUGCCAAUAGCUUUGAGGUGCCUCAAGAUGUUUAUGUUGAAGGUGACAGUGUUGAAAGUCCAGAUGAGUCAAAAUUCAGUAAUGUUCAAUGCCAAAGUUCAGUGCUGAAUAAGAAAUCAUGUGAUUCAGUGAUUCAUUUAGUUCAUGCCCCAGAUGGAGUGAAAGCCACUGAGAACCAGGAAUCAGUCCAGAUUGUGGAAGAAGUUUUGGACAAAUGCACAACAGCGGUGGCCCAAAAUCUUCACAGCAGUUUUAAUACUACUUACUCUCCCUCUACUGCCAACAGGAUUUUCAAUAAUGGAUAUGGGGAAGAGGUAAACAAGGAGCACAAAGUACUCUGUCCAGUUCCAGAGACUACCAGGCCUGUUACAGAGUUGGCUGAGAAGCAUCUUUCUAUUCUGGAAAGCUCCACAGAAACCCUCACUGAAGAUUUGGGCAUCCGUUCAGAGACUCUUGUACCCAUGACCGUUUCUACACAGCCCAAAACCAAACACACAUGCCUCAACCAUAGCCCUGAGUCAGAUACUGAGCCACAAAGUGCUCCCAGAAUGCUAAACAGCACCUGCAAGCAACAAACCCUCAGUGGCUUCCCUCUCACUUUUGCUUCUGCUAAACCACUCCACACCAUGUGUAACAGUGACUCCUCCAACCCUGAUCCUUCCACCCCUCAACAGUCUCUUCUGAGUCGCCAGCUGUCUCUGGCCAGCUGUAGCUGCUCUAUUCAACGCUGCACGCAUUCUGGCCACAGCCACCUUGAUGACGAUGGCCUCACACUGCACACAGAUGUUGUGCAGCAGCGCCUGCGCCAGAUCGAGGCUGGCCACCAACUUGAGGUUGAGGCACUGAAAAGGCAGGUGCAAGAGCUGUGGAGCCGGCUGCAGAACCAAUAUGCCACCACAGCACAGCGCUGCCUCAGUGGAGACCUGGGAGAUGAAAUGAUCUCAAUUGCAGACUCAGACUUUAACCUGGACCCAAACUGCCUAUCACGCUGCAGCACAGAGCUCUUCUCAGAGACCAGCUGGGAACAAGUGGACAGACAAGACACUGAGGUGACCCGGUGGUAUCCUGAUCAUCUGGCUGUACAGUGUUAUGGCUGUGAGAGAGGAUUUUGGCUGGUCACUAGGAAGCAUCAUUGCAGAAGCAAGGAGUGUGUGGAGGAGGCUUGGUGAGAAAGACACCCACACUCUCUUACUCUUUUCUUAAUAAACUCUUUACUGUUCUUUUAAUCACAUACUGCUUUAUAAUGAAAAUUCCCUUGCUGUCACCCUUUCUUUUGGCUAAAGCCUCUCUUUCACCCCUUCUUUUGGCUAAAGUUCAGUAUCGGAAGUCUUGCACAUAAAUAUUGCAGGGAAUUACUUUGGAGAUUGGGGUGUCUGCAGUUCUCUUCUUUUCAGUUGCAUUUGAAAUUUUGAACUGAUCAGAAUUUUUUUUUUUGAAAGAGUAGACUAUGCACAAAUGAAAAUGUGAUGGAACUUUGUGAAUGCUCUUUGGGUUUGUGUUGUAUGAAAUCCCCCAAAUGAGAAAAGUCUUUAAAAGACAUCUAAUGAGUUAAAAGAUAUACCUGAAUACAAAAAUUUAUUAUAAAAUAAGCUAAAAAUAAAAAGUUUCUAAUAUCACGAGUCAAUAAAAUAUAUUAGAAAAUAACUGUAUUUUACUCUUACAUUUACUGCCCCGUUAUUGUUUUUCAACUUCUUACUUGAAAUCUGAGAGGGUGCAUGGUUAUUUUUGGUUUGCUUCACGAGUGACCACUCAUACACAGACCUUUGAGAGUUGUGGUGUUUUUGCACCUUCUGGUCCUUGCUAUUGGUUAAUUAACCUAAAAUGUGUUUCUGGUAAAUUUGCAUGUGGUUGUACUACAACCCCUGGCAAAUAAUUAUGGAAUCACCGCUCUUAGAGGAUGUUCACCCGGCUUUUUUACUUCGUAGCAAAUAAAUAAAUCACAGAUAUGAGACAAAAUAUUUGUGUAAUAGAUAGAAUAUUUGUGUAAGAGGAUAGAAAACUCAAAGCAAUAUGCCUUAAAAAUAGGAAAUGUACAACAAAACAAAUGAAAAACAAAUGUGCCGAAACAGGAGUCAAAACCAAACGAAAACCAGCACUAGCACCUGAACAGAAGAAAACAAGGUUACAGUGGGCUAAAGAGAAGCAAUCAUGGAGUGUGGAUGAUUGGAUGAAAGUGAUAUUCAGUGAUUAUGAUGCUGGAAGUUUUGUCUGGUGCCGUCCUAAGGAAACAUAUACAGAUGACUGCCUGAAGAAAUCAAUUAAAUUUCCUCACUCAUUUAUGAUAUGGGGUUGCUUGUCAGGUAAAGGAACAGGGGAGACUUUAUCAGUCAAUGCACAGGUAGGGUUGAAAAUUUUGACACUUUUCUCAUUAUAUCGAUAGAAAAUAGGUUUGGUGGUGAUGAUAAUUUUUCAGGAUGAUAAUGUAUCUUGCUACAGAGUAAAGAGUGUUAAAGCUUUUCUUCAGGAAAGGCAUAUCAACUCAAUGACAUGGCCAGCAAACAGUAUAGAUCUCAAUCUGAUUGAAAAAUUUAAGGGUGAAAUUGGUCCAUGAUAAGGCUCCAUCCUGCAAAGCUGAUCUGUGAAACGCUAUUUGAGAAAGUUGGAACCAGUUUGAUUGAGAAUAUUGUUUUUCAUUAGUGUAGUCCGUGCCUCAAAGAAUGUAGGCCGUCAUAAAAUCCAGAGGAAAAGCAACCAAAUACUAAUUGUGAUUUUUUGUUGUUGUUGAUGAUGAUUCCAUAAUUCUUUCCUCUACUUUAUCUGGAAAAAAAUAUGCAAUUAAUUAAAAAAUAAUUAAUUUAACUUGUUUGAGGUAUGUUUCCUGAAGCUAUAUGUUCAGCUAUUAAACAAAAAAAUAUUUUGUGUCAUAUCUGUGAUUUGCUAUGAAGUAAAAAAGCCGGGUGAGCAUCCUCUAAGUGUGGGGAUGCGAUCAUUUUUAUAGAUAUUGGAUAUUGGAAUAGCAAGGCCAAUUGUUUUGUUUUUGCUAUACACUGAAGACAUUUGGUUUGAAAUCAAAAGAUGAAUAUGAGAUGAUCGAUCAGAAUUUCAGCUUUCAUUUCCUGAUAUUUACAGUAGAUAUAAAAAGUCUAGACAGCCCUGAUGAUCAAUCAUGUCUUAUCUUUUCCCACCUUUAGUGUGAAAUUGCAAAGUAUACAAAUAAAGUGAAAAACAAUCAAACAUUUUUAGAUUAAAUUGUAAGGGCAUUUAUUUGUAAGGGCAUCUCCUGUGCACAAACUGCUUCAGGUCCCCCACAGAUUUUUAGUUGGAUUCAGGUCAGGGCUCUGGCUAGGUCAUUCAAAAACAUUGAUCUUCUUUUGGUUAAGCCAUCCCUUUGUUGAUUUGGAUGUAUGCUUCGGGUCAUUGCCAUGCUGAAAGGUGAAAUUCCUUUUCUUCUUCAGCUUACUAGCAGACACCUGAAGGUUUUGCACAAAAAUUGACUGGUAUUUGUAGCACUUCAUGAUUCCCUCCACCUUGAUAAAAGCCACGGUUCUGGCUGAAGAAAAGCAGUCCUAAAACACCAUGCUUCCACCACCAUGCUGCACAGUGGGUGUACUGUUCUUUUGGUGCAGUGCUUAUUUUUGCAGCAAACACAUCUUUUGGAAUUAGGGUAUUAUAACUUUUUGGAAUUGGUGUCAUCAGACCAUAGCACAUUUCCCACAUGGUCUGGGUGAUUUAGUUGAACUUGGACCCCAUAGCCCAGAAUUUUAAGACUAAUCAGAAUAAAUUAUUUGAUGGCAGUUGUAGGAUGGUUAUUUUUGAACAUGAGAUUGGCUGUGUACACAGCCACAUCUCCAAUUAUAAAAGGGUGUUCACGCUUAUGCAACCAGGUUUUUUAAUAUCGUCAAGACAGUCCAACAGUGGUUGAAUGGAGUCACCAGCUUUCAAUGGUAUGUACAACUGGGUAUCAUCAGCAUAUAAAUGAAGAGACAUUGUGUGCCCUAAUAAUAUUCCCCAACGGAUGCAUAAGUUAAAAAGAAGUGGACCCAGAAUGGAGCCUUAAGAUACACCACUAAUAAUAGGAGCGGAAGAUGAGGAGAAAUUACCCAACGCUACUGAAAAGGAUCUGUUUUUAAGAUAAGAGGUGAGCCAUUGUAGGACGGUACCCUUGAUACCAAUCAAAUGCUCUAAGCACCAAAGAAGUAUGUUAUGAUCUACAGUAUCAAAGGCAGCUGUAAGAUCAAGUAGCAUCAACACAGUAUUUUUUACCAGCAUCCACUGCCAGUAAAAUGUCAUUUGACAGUUUUAGCAAAGCAAAAUCUGUGCUGUGAUAAGCAGUGAAACCAGACUGUAACAGUUCCAAUAACUCAGCUGAAUUUAAAAACAAGAUCAAUUGUGACUGCACAACUUUCUCUAACAGCUGUGACAGAAACGAUAGCUUAGAGACCGGCUGAUAAUUAUUAAAGCAACCUUCAUCCAAACCCUGUUUCUUAAGCAAAGGUUGAACAAUAGCAUGCUUUGAACAAUUCGGGACCACCCUAACAAACAAAGAUGAAUUUAUCAACACCUGGAUACUGGGGCCAAUUACGGAAAAAAUUGCUUUUAUAAUCUCAGAGGGAACAUCAUGUGAAGUGGAAGUUAUUUUCAUCUGGUUAACCAGAUCACACAGUUCCUUUAGAGAAACAUGUUGAAAAUGAUAAAAGGAAACCGGUAUUGUCAGUGAAUUCAGGGACAGGUCUGAGAAAUGGGAAGUGAAGGAAGAAAGAAUGGCUAUUACUUUAUCAGCCAAAAACAUUAAAAAUCUCUCACGAAGUUCAACCGAGGAUUCCCCAUGGAACUCGAAUUAAUUAUUGAAUUAAUCAUGGUGAAUAAAAUCUUAGGUCUAAGAAUCAAGAGGCCCGAUUGGAAUGAGCAAAGAUGUACACAAGAGAUGAGACACAAAAGUUCUGGAACCAAGAUUAACUUCUACCAAAGUGUGCAGAAAGAAAGGAUCUGCUCACGAUCCAAAAUACAUGAACUAAUCGGUCAUGAAUGGUGGAGGUAGUAUCAUGGCUUGGGCUUGUAUGGCUUCUUCUGGACUGGGCUCACUAAUCUUUAUUGAUGAUAUAACUCAUGAUGGUAGCAGCAGAAUGACUUCAGAAGUCUACAGAAACAUUCUUUCUGCCAAUGUACAGAGAAGUGCAUCCAGACUAAUUGGGAGGAAUUUCAUCAUGCAGCAAGACAAUGACCCAAACAGCACUGCCAACACAACAAGGGACUUUAUCAGGGGUAAAAAAAAAAAAAAAAAGGAAG
This is a messenger RNA of Ictalurus punctatus (channel catfish), 7815 nucleotides long. It is a transcript of the gene mtmr3, whose product is annotated as myotubularin related protein 3. Lineage: Eukaryota; Metazoa; Chordata; Actinopteri; Siluriformes; Ictaluridae. The transcript has 19 exons. Gene Ontology annotation, biological process: regulation of autophagy; dephosphorylation. Bases 297 to 3758 code for a protein of 1153 amino acids. Gene Ontology annotation, molecular function: metal ion binding; protein phosphatase binding; phosphatidylinositol-3,5-bisphosphate 3-phosphatase activity. The record is from RefSeq and is a predicted model, not a curated record.